CGUUGCAUUGUCAGGACAUGUUACAAUGAUGCCAAUAAAGGAUAACCAGGAUGUGGCAUGUUUUCUGGUCACCAAACACUCAUGGAAAGGAAAAUAUAAACGUAUCUUUUCCAUUGGAUCUAUGGGUAUAACAACAUACAAUCCUACUACAUUAGAAGUGACAAACAAAUGGGAAUACUCAGAUUUUAUAAGUGUGCAACCAACAAACAGAAAUCAGUUAGGAUUACACGAAUUUAGUAUAACAAUGCGUAAAGAACGUAAAGUUGACAAUAUGAAAUUUAGUUCAGAAUAUAGAGCUCAUUUAUUAACUGAAGCUCUUAAGUAUCGAAACCAAUUUGCUGAGAAACCAAAAGAGAUUUUGAGAUAUCAAGCUUACAAGCAUCAUUGGUCUGAUACAAGAUUACCUGUUGUGUUAGAAGUGACACCAUAUAGUCUUGACCAGUUAGAUCCAGCAACAAAUAUGGUAUUAGCCAGUUACUGUUAUAAAGAUUUUGAAGGAAUUCUUACAAUGAAAGAUUAUCCUAAUGGAUUUGUAGUUGUAUGUGGUGGAUUUGGACGUUUACAUCUUUUUGCUUCUCAACACAUGGAAGAAAUUAAGAAAAAGUUGUUGGAAUCAGCUAUGAACAAUUUAGGUAUCAGCAUAAAAGUUUUGAAAGAACCAAUCAAAUUAGAUGAUUUUAUUGCUCAGAGAUUGGGUAAAUUUAGUGGUGAUGAACAUAUAACAAGUGUAUCAGAAUUUACUGUUCACAAAUAUUCAUCUAGACACAUAGAUCCCCAAAGAAGAACUCUUUGUCUAUCUGAUACAUGUUUAUUAGAAAGAGAUCCUCAAACGUAUAAUAUCUGUACUCUUAGACCUCUAUCGGAUAUUUUUGCUUUGAUUCGUGACAAUGAAAAUCCACAAUUAUUUACUGUACAAUAUCUCAAUGGUCAAAUUCGUAGUUAUACUGCAACGGAUAGAGAUUCUUUAUUAGCUUCCUUAUUGGAUGGAGUUAGAGCAUCUGGUAAUAGAGAUGUUCAUGUCAGAAUGUAUGCAGUAUCUAGAGGGAAAAGACUUGCACCUUUUAAUUUACCUGUUGAUGAAGAGGUUGAGAUAUCUCAUGUUAAAUUUCUCCAACAACCACCACUAUGUGGACGUAGUUUUGCUGAAAUUUUGGACAGAUUUAAUGCAAACAUUCCCUACAGUGGUCUUAAUUAUUCUAUUACACAAGAUGAUAUUACACUGCUUGAAUGGACUGCAACAACAUUACAACUUCAUAUAUACCGUAUGAUGAAUAACUACUUGCAGGGUCUUUUUACUGAAAAUAAAGAUAAAAUCAUUCUUGGUGCUUUAAAUGCAUUAGUUAAUAAAGAUUUAGAAGCAAACAGUGAAAUAGAAGCACAAUUUCAUUCUUUAAGAAGAUUGGUUGCUAGCAAAAUUGGUUUUACUGCAUUUACAACUCUUCCUGGAUUUAGAGAAUCUAUUGGACAUAAGGUUGUAAAAGCUUUAAAGAGACAAGAUUAUGGUGUAACACAAGCUGCUAUAGAUUGCAUUUGUGCUCUCAUGCAACCAAUGCAUGAUGAUUGUGAUUUAAGACAAGAACAGUUAAAUAAAAGUAGCCUUCUCAGUAGCAAUAAAUUUUUGGAAAAUUUACUUGAUAUGUGGAUUAACCAUAUAAAUCAUGGUACAGGUGCUCUGGUAGUUUCUGCCAUGCUUGAUCUUUUAACUUUUGCUCUGUGCGUACCGUAUAGUGAAACGACUGAUGGCAAACAUUUCGAUAAUCUUCUAGAAAUGGUUGCUGCAAGAGGAAGAUCACUUUUUAAACUAUUUCAACAUCCAUCGCUAGCUAUCGUUAAAGGUGCGGGAUUGAUAAUGAGAGCGAUUAUUGAAGAAGGUGCACCAGAAGUUGCUGCAAAAAUGCAAGAACUUGCUCUUGCCGAAGGAGCUUUACCGAGACAUCUAUUAAAUAGUCUUUUUACUAUUGGUACUGAUGGUAGACUGUUAACACAUAGACAAUUGUGUAGACAUCUUGUAGGACUUUGGGUUACAGGACAUCCUACAGCUAUGGGACUGUUGAAACGGAUUAUGCCAGUUGGUUUAUUAAAUUACUUAGACUCCGAUGAAAAAGUACCCGAUUCAUUUCUUGAAAAAGAACGAUUAAACAACCGUGACAAUUUAAAAAUAGCUAUAGAUCACGCAUCGAAAAAUAAAAAAAGUCCACAGUGGAUUGCGAUCGAACGACAAAUGCGUGUGGUUGAAAAACAUGUUGAUCACGCUCUUCAACACUGGGGUGCAAGAAUCGGAAUCGAACGUAAAGAAAAAAUCAAAGAACGUCCGAUAGUAUUAAGAAAACGCAGGGAAAGAAUUAAAUCGGAAGCAAAUUGGAAUUUAUUUUAUUAUAAAUUUAAUCAAGAUCAUUCACUGCCGAAUUUAAUUUGGAAUCAUAAGACACGCGAAGAAUUAAGAACCGCACUCGAAAAUGAAAUCCGUGCAUUCGGUUCUGACAAGGAUUUGGCAGGGGGAACUCUAAUUGCUUGGAAUCAUAGAGAAUUUGAAGUACAGUAUCAGUGCCUGUCAGAUGAAGUGAAAAUCGGUGAUUAUUACUUGAGACUUCUAUUGGAAAAAGAUAGUCCAGACAGUCCAAUAAGAAAAUCGUAUGAAUUUUUUAACGACUUGUAUCAUAGAUUCAUACUAACAACAAAAAUUGAAAUGAAGUGCCUUUGCUUACAAGCAAUGACUAUAGUAUAUGAGCGAUAUUAUGAAGAUAUUGGUCCUUUUUCGGAUACAAAAUAUAUUGUAGGAAUGCUGGAACGUUGUAUGGAUAGAAUGGAACGUGAUAGGCUAGUCAUGUUCAUAAACAAACUUAUAUUACAUAGAAGAAAUGUAAAAGAUAUAAUGGAUCAAAACGGAGUGCGCACAUUAGUUGAUCUUUUAACUUUGGCUCACUUACACACAUCCAGAGCGGUCGUACCUACGCAAACUAAUGUAAUAGAAGCAGGACCACAACAACAACUAGUUAUGGAAAAAGAAUGGUAUUAUAAUGAUGGAGAUCAACGGAAAGGCCCUAUAAGUUUAAAAGAUUUGAAGGAAUUGUAUUUAACAAACCAAAUUACAUACAAAACAAAAGUUUGGGCACAAGGAUUAGAUGGAUGGCGUAUGAUCUCGCAAGUUCCGCAAUUAAAAUGGACGUUGGUCGCGAAAGGAACACCAGUAAUAAAUGAAAGUGAAUUAGCAACAUUAAUUCUAAAUAUUUUGAUCAAAAUGUGCGAGUAUUUUCCAAGUAGAGAUGUCGAUGAUGCGGUAAUUAGACCCCUACCGCGAAUGAAACGGUUAUUAUCUGAUCUCCAGUGCCUACCUCAUAUUGUUCAACUUUUAUUAACAUUUGACCCGGUUUUAGUUGAGAAAGUAGCUACUUUAUUAUGUGAAAUAAUGCGAGAUAAUGCGGAUGUUUCGAAAAUUUAUCUUACUGGUAUCUUUUAUUUCAUAUUAAUGUACACCGGUUCAAACGUUUUACCGAUAGCGAGAUUUUUACAGUUAACUCAUACGAAACAAGCUUUUAGAAGCGAUGAUAAUUCAUCAUCAGAUAUCAUGCAACGAAGCAUUCUUGGACAACUUUUACCCGAUGCAAUGGUUAGUUAUUUAGAAAACCAUGGAGCAGAAAAAUUUGCGCAAAUAUUUCUUGGCGAUUAUGAUACACCCGAAGCAAUCUGGAAUGCCGAAAUGAGAAGAAUGCUGAUUGAAAAAAUAGCGACACAUAUCGCAGAUUUUUCACCAAAGUUAAGAAGUCAUACUAUGGCCAGAUAUCAAUAUAUCGCUAUACCUGCUAUAAGAUAUCCGCAAUUGGAAAAAGAAUUAUUCUGUCAAAUAUUCUAUCUAAGACACCUUUGUGAUACUGUAAGAUUUCCACAAUGGCCUAUUCCUGAACCGGUACAUUUGUUGAAAGAUGUAUUAGAUGCCUGGAAGAAAGAAGUAGAGAAGAAACCACCACUGAUGACAGUAGAUGAAGCUUAUAAAGUUCUUCAGUUGACCAGUGGAAAACAACAUAAUGAGGCUGAAGUCAGAAAAUCAUAUUAUAAACUUGCACAAAUGUAUCAUCCUGAUAAGAAUCCAAAUGGCCGAGACAAAUUUGAGGCUGUCAAUCAGGCAUACGAAUUUUUGUGUAGCCGAAGUUGUUGGUCAACUGAUGGUCCAAAUCCUGAUAACAUAGUGCUUAUUUUGAGGACACAAAGCAUUCUUUUCCAUAGAUAUUCCGAUGAACUAAAACCUUACAAAUACGCGGGUUAUCCCCAAUUAAUCAAAACAAUCAAAUUAGAGACAGAUGACGAACAAUUAUUCUCAAAAUCCGCACCGUUAUUGGCUGCUGCUAGCGAACUUGCAUAUCAUACAGUACACUGUUCUGCAUUGAAUGCAGAGGAGCUUCGCAGGGAAGGCGGGUUAGAUGUAUUAUUAGAGGCUUACACACGAUGUGUUUCUGUUUUAAAUAAGUCAAGUAAAUCUACUGAUAUAGCAGUGCAAGUGUCCAUGCAUAUUACAAGAUGUUUCUCAGUUGCUGGGUCAUUUAGAGGCUGCAAAGAUAGAAUUAUUGAACUACCACAACUAGUUAAAGAUCUUUGUAGAAUAUUAUAUUUCAAGCAUUUAACGAAGUUAUGUUCGGUGGCCACAGAAUGUGUUUCUUCUCUUGCCACAGACAGUGUAUUACAAAUGCAGUUGCUACAAUCUGGAGCUUUAUGGCAUUUAUUGUUAUUUAUGUUUAAUUAUGAUUAUACAUUGGAAGAAGGUGGCGUUGAAAGAAAUCAAGAUGAAAAUCGGCAGGAAGUGGCGAAUAAUUUAGCGAAAUUAGCAGUUCGAGCAUGUGCCAGAUUAGGUGGUUACAUGACAGGAGAAGAUGAAACACCUGUCAAUCCUGUUACUGUUGCCGCUUUAGAAAGUUUAUUAACACCUUAUCUAGCCAGGCAACUUGCAAAAGACAAACCUGAAGAAAUAUUAAAAAUUUUGAAUUCGAAUUGCUCUAAUCCAUAUUUAAUUUGGGAUAAUGGAACAAGAGCAGAAUUGAACGAAUACUUAGAAGCUAAACGACAAGAAAGAUUAAACGGCAAUGAUAGUUUUGAACACGAUUUUAGUGACUUUAAAUAUAGCGUUCAUGUUGGCGAACUUAUUAUUGGAGAAAUAUAUGUAAAAAUAUACAAUGAACAACCCAAUUUUCCUAUAGAGAAUCCCAAAAGUUUUACAAUUAAUUUACUUGACUUUUUGUCAGAAUCAUCAAAACAUUUAGCAUCUGUAAGCAAUAUGGCAUUAGUUAAGAAAGAUCAACAGAAGUUAGAAUAUAUUGUUAUAUCUUUAGAAGCAUUAAGAAAUGUGAUUAAAAAUAACCCAGGAAUUGAAUUACAAUGCAUAGGACAUUUCAGAUUAUUAUUUGGACUUUUAAGCUGCAAUAAUUUCAAGUUAAUUCAAAAAAAUGCGCUUGAAGUUAUUAGUAAUGUCACAAAGAAUCAAGAAUGCGUGGAUGAUAUUGCGGCAAAUGAAGUUAUAGUACAUUUAUUAUUAGCUUUAAAUACUUUGAAGGAACAUCAAUUGCUUAUAUUGGAAACUUUGUAUGCUCUAAUGAGCUCCACAAAGAUCGUAAAAGAUGCAUUGUCUAAAGGAGCCGUUGUAUAUGUUCUUGAUCUGUUUUGUAAUUCAAGUAAUACUCAAAUACGCGAAGCAGCCGCAGAACUACUUGGCAAAAUGUCAUCUGAUAAAUUAGCUGGCCCAAAGGUGAAGCUGGAUUUGUCUAAAUUUUUGCCACGAUUAUUUAGUGAAGCUAUUCGAGAUGCUCCGAAACAGUGUGUGCAUAUGUUUGAAACAAAACACGAGAAUCCUGAAUUAAUCUGGGAUGACAACGCCAAAGCUAGAGUAUCGAGAAUUGUUGGAGAAUUAAAAGACGAGUAUUAUAUGUUACAAAGAAGAAAUUGCAAUGCAUUAUUAAAGUUACCUGAUACUCAAAGUAAUAUUGAUAUCGCAACGAACGAACCGGCAGUUGGAGGUGUGUAUCUUAGAUUAUUUAUCGCCAGUCCUGCGUGGGCUCUUAGGAAACCUAAGGAAUUUUUAAGUGAACUUAUGGAUACAACGUUAGCGCUUAUGUCCAAGGAAAAAACUGAUCCGGAUAUGUUGGAAUUAACUACACAAGCACUAGUAUGUUUACUUCAAGCACAACCAUGUUUAGCAGAUCAAGUUCCAUCAUUAGGACAUAUACCAAGACUUUGUCGACAAAUGGCAUUGCAAAAUAAUCAACCAUCCGUAUAUAAAACUGCAAUAUUAAUACUUCAUCAAUUAGCGACAAGUGAAAUUUGUAUAUCAUCUAUUUGUCAAACAGAAUGUAUUAGUCCAUUGAAACAUGCUAUGCAAUCUAGGCGAGAUAUGAUAGCAGUAGCGUGUGAAACGUUAAAUAGGCUAUUUUCAACUAACGAGGAUAGACUUAUAAAACAGGCACUGGAUGCUGAAUUGGUACCUUAUCUGUUAAAUAUAUUAGAGGGACGAUUGGAUGUGGUUGAAAAUCCUGCAACUACUAAAGCUCAAAUAGUCAAAGCUUUAAAAGCGAUGACCAGAAGUUUGUUGUUGGGUGAGAAAGUAAAUGCAAUACUGGAAAAAUCAAGUGUUUGGGCGGAAUACAAAGAUCAGCGGCACGAUCUAUUCAUUUCUAAUGCAACUAAUUCUGGUUACCUUACUGCUGGAACACCGGUAUCGGCUGGUUAUUUAACGGCUGGCCCCAGUACCACUUUAACAACUGCUCCACCUCCAGUCGACAAAGAAGAUAGCUUAAUUAAUAGAAAUGAUAGUAUCUGAUAUAGGUAGCAUUGUAAUUAAAGAAAAAAGUAAUAAGCAGUAAGAAUGCCUCUUCUGGAAAUUCCUAUCGGUGAAUCAGUACCGAUGUAAAGACUACAUUGCCUGUGAUUUUUGGCUCCUUAUGAUAAGGAAUUUAUCAAUCGAAUAAUGUUUUUGUUGAAUUUACAUUUAUAUUAAGGUUAUCACAAUACAAUAUGAUACUUUUUAUUGUGCUAUAUAGGCAAAUUAUAUAAUUAUGUAAGAUAUGUCAUUCUUUACAGAGUCAUCAGCGUGUGGCAAAAGAUAGUAUUCAAUGAAAGUCUAUUACUAAAGAAAUUUUUCUAGGAAAUGUCCCUCGAACAAAAAUCUCCCUCAUCGAUUCUAAAGAUUUUCUAGACAACGUUUCAUUUUAUAUUUAGCAAAUCUUCCGAUACAACUUUUCAUGUUAUAACAAAUGAACUUACAUUCCUGGCGAAUGGAGGAAUAAUACGUUCAAUGUUUAGCGUUGUUGCUGUAUCUGAGUGUGAUUAGUAUUUCUUGAAACGAUUUUUAAAUACUUAUAAAUGAAUACAGUAUACACUUGGUCCAACUGUAACUAUUCAGAGUCCCAUGUAUCAACGAAGUUUUAUUAUUUCAA
Molecule: messenger RNA, 7415 nt
Organism: Eufriesea mexicana
Lineage: Eukaryota; Metazoa; Arthropoda; Insecta; Hymenoptera; Apidae
Gene: Rme-8
Product: receptor mediated endocytosis 8
Exons: 19
Coding region: 26-6799 (2257 amino acids)
Biological process (GO): regulation of early endosome to late endosome transport; receptor-mediated endocytosis; endosome organization
Cellular component (GO): endosome membrane
Source: RefSeq, a predicted model, not a curated record